GUUAAACGUGAAUUUCAACAAAUUUAAAUGGCUUAAAUUAAUUUUACUGUCAGUCUUGUCUUAAUUCAAAAAUAAAUUUCACAUACGUGUGACUUGUAGACACCACAAGUUUUUUAAGUUAUAUAAUUUGUUAUCAUAAAUUAUUCAUUAAAGUUCUGUAUAAGAAUUACAGUAAUUGUCCGUACAUUUUCAUUAACUCUAUAUUUUUCUUUUUAAAAACUAAAAAUGAUUUCUCUGGUAUGUUCCAUCUCCCUGACCAGUUUGUGUAACAUGAAUGUCUCUCUCCAAUGAACCUUCGCGCAGACAUAAACAGCUCACUUCCGUUAUUAUUAUUUAUAUUAUAAAACAAUUUAAAAUAAAACAAGAACUGCAUUCAUUAACAUGUUCACUCAAUCACCUCCCUCAGAUCGAUUCUUUUUCCUCAACCUUCAUCAACUCAAAACCUCAGAAAUGCAGAUAAUCAUCUUCUUCCCCUUCCUCUUCAUCACCACUUCACUUCUCAUCACCGUCCAUGGCUACGGCUCGACGGGAACCAUCGCCGCAGCUUUCGGUUCAAACGGGUUCUUCUGCGCCAUCGACGCAAGCGGGAAGCAAGAAGUCAUCUGCUGGGACAGAGGCAACACGAACCACUCUCCCGGAGAAAUCUCCGGUUACUCACCUCCGGCGAUGUCUUCUCUCUCCGGCGGCGAAGGCUUCCUCUGCGCCAUCACCUCCAACACCUCGCGUGCCUUCUGCUGGAACCUUCAAGAUCCUUCUCAAAACCUCGUCCCGAAAGCUUUUCAGUACAACUCUUACUCGAGUAUCGCUUCCGGUAACAACCAUGUCUGUGCUAUAAGUGGGUUGUACUACUCAGGUCCUGACUACGGUCCUGUCCAUUGCUGGGAGUAUACGGACACAUCUGGUGUUCUCUGGAACUCGUCUUUUCAUAAUCCUUACAUAGACACUCUCAUGUUUCGUAAGAUUGUGUCGGGAGAUGGGUUUACUUGCGGUGUUACUAAAGAUGGAGAGUUGGUCUGUUGGGGACCAAAGUCAAACGGUUUGGGUCUCUCCGACAAGGGAGAAGGGUUUGAGGUUUUAGCUUCCGGGAGAAACUCUGUUUGUGGUGUCUCUAAAGAGUCAGGUCAGCUUCAGUGCUUCGGAGAUGAGACGGAGUUUGGAGAAGUACCGAACCGGGUCCGGUUUAUUUCUCUUUCAGCUGGUGCUGAUCAUUACUGUGGUAUCAGAGAGGAUGAUCACGGGGUUGCGUGUUGGGGAAGAAACGUGAAUUCUUCCUCUUCAGCUCCUAACACUUCAGGUUUUGUUGCGAUCUCGUCUUCAGAUUCAACUACGUGUGGUGUUAGGGAGCUUGAUCUGGUUCUUGAUUGCUGGAGAGUUCAUGAUUCUACUAAACUGGAUUAUAGUCCUCCUCUGGAGCUAUGCAGCCCCGGGGUGUGUUCCCCUCGUGGUAACUGCGGUGAUGGAUGGUUUGCUUUCAACGCAAGUAUCUUAAAAGAGUCUGAGCUCACGAGCUUGUGCUCGUUUCAUGACCUAAACAUUUGCUUACGCUGCGGGGUUGAUUGCUUGGAAGGCUACUUCCCUUCGAGUGGUUGUAACCCUAACGCGGACAGGGUAUGCACUCCUUGUUCGUUAUGUCAGAACAGUUCUUGCUACGGUGUAUGCAAGAUCCCUGCCGAGAAAUCGCGUAAGCACGAGCAGAGAGAGGUGAGGAGGCUUGUGAUCAUCAUUGGAUGCUCUGUCUUGGGGUUCUUGGUUAUGUUGGUUGGUCUAUCUUUCAUUCCGAGGAUGACUAAAGGCAGUAAAAGAGAUGAUGAAGAGAGGAGUAGGAUGACUUGUUGCUUUUGUUUCGACAAGAACUCUGUCGAAGCUGAUCCUGAUCCUGUUCCUCAGACGGGGCUUCUCCCGAGCGCUGUCUCCCUAGGGGAGACCAAGAUCUUCCGUCUCUCGGAGCUGAAGGACGCGACUCACGGGUUUAAAGAGUUUAACGAGCUGGGGAGAGGUAGCUUCGGGUUUGUCUACAAAGCUGUCUUGUCUGAUGGGGUUCAAGUCGCGGUCAAGAGAGCCAAUGCUGCGACCAUUAUUCAUUCCAACAACCGAGGUUUCGAGUCCGAGUUAGAGGUUCUUUGCAAGAUCAGGCAUAACAACAUUGUAAAUCUUUUGGGAUACUGCUCGGAGAUGGGUGAAAGGCUUUUGGUUUAUGAGCACAUGCCGCACGGUACGCUCCAUGAUCAUCUCCAUGGAGACCUUUCUCAGCUGGACUGGAGCAUGAGGUUGAAGAUUAUGUUGCAAGCUGCAAGAGGGCUUGAUUACUUACACAACGAGGUGGAUCCUCCGGUGAUUCAUAGAGAUGUGAAGACGUCUAACAUCUUGUUGGACGGCGAAAUGUGUGCAAGAAUUGCUGAUUUUGGAUUGGUUAGCUCGAGUGAAAGAGACUCAAGCAAGAGUGAUAGAGAAGGUGAUGUUUAUGACUUUGGUAUUGUUCUUCUUGAGAUGCUAAGUGGGCGGAAAGCUAACGAUAGAGAGUCUGAUCCUCCCGGGGUCGCGGAAUGGGCUGUUCCUUUGAUCAGGAAAGGUAAAGCUGCCGCGAUUAUCGAUAGGAACAUUGGUUUGCCUAGAAAUGUUGAGCCGUUGCUUAAGUUGGCUGAGUUGGCUGAGCUUGCUGUGAGGGAGAAUCCGAGCGAGAGGCCAAGUAUGAGAAAUCUAUUGAGCUUUCUUGUUCUUAUUGUCAAGACUGGACUCACCUUUUAAUUUGAAGAAGCGUUACAAAAUGUGAAUUAUAUUAUCAGCCUUGUUUUUUUAUGCUUUUGUUACAAAAUUGUACAAUUAUUGAUUAAUUAAAGUAAUAAACUGACAGAUUUCUUUGUCAAAAUGUAUUAGAAAGUGAUCUUAGUAGUGUUAAUCAAUCAGUUGUAGGCUAUGGUCAAGAUCUCUUCCAUUUUUAUCAUCAACAUAUAAACAUAGUUUGAGCUAUGGAGGCAAAUGUAAUCAGUUGCUGGCUAUGGUCUAUGCUUGCAGCUUGCAGAUUUUCUCCCUUCCUGUUUUGGAUUCUCAUUGGCUCUAUCUUUUGCCUUUCUCGGUUAUAUGAGAUUGGUUUUACCCGCUUUAGAUCACAUUCAUUCCUUGUCUGUAUAAAACAGAUUCAGUCUAGAUCUAAUCUGUUUGGAAUGUCUUGUUAAAAGUGUAUGUGAAACUUGUUAAAAUUCUAUUUUUCUGAAUAAUGAAAAUCGAGCAUACAAAAUUUCAAAAGGUAAACUUUUUAGCAAAAAAAAAAAAGAUUUGAAAGGUAAACUUCAUAUCACAACAAAGUGUUGGUAGUGUAAACUACUUUUGGUAAGAAGUGAUAUUUUAAAAAUUAGAAUUUCAAAUAGCUGACUUCGGGACUAUAGCAUAUUAUGGAUCUACGAAAGAUUAUGGAACUAAAGUUCAGAACUUCUACAGUAAUAACAAAAACUUCACAUCACGAGAAGAGCAACCUGUUUCCAUAGUUUUGGCCAGUUUUUUUGUGUCUUUUAAAGGAUCUCAAAAAGAAAAGCAAAACGUGUAGGUAUGAUUUGUGGCUUAUGGAAACUAUGCGAUUAUCAUUUUAAUACAAAUCACUUUAAAUUUUACAUUGAAUAUUUUAUUUUAUUGAAUUUGUUCAUAAUAAUGUAUAAUUGUAUAUAUGCAGUACACUCUGCUAAAGACGGGUCUAUUUUUCAUUUAUAAAUGUUAAAAAAGAAAUAUUAACGUUACUGAAAAAGUUGCUAUCCAUAUUGUUCAUACUAUCAUGUAUAUUUUCUAGUCAAAGUAAAGUAGUAUACUUUCCAUUAUAUUGAAACCCCUAGAAAACGUCCACUGUAAAUAGACGGUUACUCACACGACAUGACAUGAUACAACUACACGUGAAUUGGCACAAGAGUAUCUCCAAAAAACUCUAUUUUGAAGUUUUUCUCCUAAACAAAACUUUAAACUAAACUUCAAUUUUUUAUAUUUUAUAUUAUGUUUCUUAUAUUUAUCAUAAUUAAUUUAAAUUUAUACAAUAUUAUAAAUAACUAGCACAUAUAUAAAAAUACUACAUCAAUAUUAAUUUUUUGAUAAUCCAGGUAAUCCGGACACCCCAGAGAAAACCCGACUAAACGCCUAAGUACAUCAAUAUUAAUUAAUAAAAAAAUUACACUAAAAUCUAAAUUAUGAGUAAAAUACCACACUAAUCUGUAAAAUUAUUUUCAUAAUACUCUCAUAUAUGAUAAGUUAGUACAUUUGUUAAGUUUCUUUUGUAAUAUUGUUGUUGUAUGAAUUUAAUUUUAAAAUAUUUUAAAUCUUAUUUUAAGGUUUUUAUUUAACUUUAAAACUUAAAUUUAUGAAAAACAAUAUUUGAAAUAUUUAUGAAAUAUAAAAAAUUCAAGGAUUAAAACGAUAAACAACCAAGUAUUUAAGAAUCAUAAACGUUAUAUGCAAUUGUAAAAAGUAAAAUGCAAAUAAAAAUAUGAUACUUCAAAUUUGAAGUUUUGAAAUUUCUUUUUGAAGAGCAAAAAAGUUCGUAUUUGAAGUUAUAGAAUAUUUUUGGAGAUGCUCUAAGUGUUCAUAGGUUGAAUUUAUAAUUCAUUGAAUAUUGUGAGUUUUUACUAUUUCACUUUAGCUAAAACAUUCAUAGGUAAUUAAGAACAUCUCCAACAAUAGGGUCCUAACUUAUUUAUUUUGAAUCGAAACAUAUCCAAAGUUAGGGGUGUCAAUUCGGGCUGGCCUGGCCCGGUCCGGCCUAAACCCACUAAGACUGUUAAUAUUUGAGUCCGGCACGGCACGGCCCAUAAAUAUUUUGGACCUAGAAUUCAAAGCUCAGCCCGGUCUUUAUAGGGCUAUAGGGAUUUGCGGAUUAUUUUGGGCUUUUCGAAAAAUAAUUUGUCAUUGUCACUUCCAUCUUCUUAAUACAUGUGAAUUUUCAUUUAAAACAGUUUCAUUUUUUUGUUUUAAAAUAUAAAGUGAGUUUCAACUUUUCUUUUUCAUCUUUUACUUUUUUUGUAUGCUUUAAAAAUAUAUUAUAAACAAACCAAAUUUAAUAAUAUUUAAAUAAUCAAAUAUAAAUUAAAACUAAAUAUAUAAGAGAACAAAAUUUAUUAUAAACUUGAUCAAAUGUUUCAUACUUUAGAUUUUGAAAUUAAAAAAAAACAUGUUGUACAUAAAAGAAGAAGGUACAUUUGCAAAAUUUAAAAUGUGAUAUUUGUAAUGAUCAAACAACAAAGUGAAUGAACAAGUUUUAUAUUUGUUUUAUUAGAGUUUGAAUAAAAAUAUUAAAAUAAUAUGUCAAUACUAAUAUUGGUAUUGAUUGCAAGAAUGAUAAUAUUUAACCUAAAAUAUUAAAUUUUGGGUUUUCGGGUCGGUCCUAGCCCAAACGGACUGAGGUCCAAAAUACCCAAAGCCCAAAUGGGUUUAGUCCGAAAGGUCUGAUUUUUUUUUGUUUAUGAAACUUAGCCUAAGCCCGGUAACUUUUAGGGCUGGGCCGGUUCGGACUGUCGGACUUCGAUCCUAAUUGACAUGUCCAUCCAAAGUGAACUAUCAACCCAAAUUUUCUGUUAAGAUGGUCCGGAAAUUCUUUGGACUCGGACCAGACCACACUAGCCCAACUGCCCAACUGAUAUCUUUACAUAUAUGAUUUAUAUAUGCAAGUUAUAAUAACCACACUAAGAGGCAGCAACUGUCUCACGUGUAAAAAACACACAUCACAUCACACAGAUCGAUAAUAGUCUAGUAUUAUAAGUAUUCGAAUUAAACUUUUGUCAAAAUGAUGAGCGUGGCCCUCGGUUGUUGAAUUUUUGGCUGACCUACUUUGACUGAAUAGAAAAAUAGAUUGAUCAUUCGCUAAUGCCCAAUCGCAAGGUCUAGAGGGGGACUAGUGUGGUCCAUCUCUUAUCACUGUUAUUUUAACGGCCUUCUGGACACUACGCGUCAUUUUUCUGUCCCGAUUUAUGUCAAAUUGGUUUAAAAAAUUGGAUAUCCGAUUUUUUCCGUCUAAACCGCCUAAAUGACCGCCUAGACAGCCGCCUAAUCUAUAUAUUUUUUAUUUUUAUUUUAUUUUUAAUAAUAUUUUUAUUUAUUUAUUUGAUCUAAAAUUUUAUAAAUAUCAUUUAUAUUCAUAAUUUUGAUGAAAAUUACACUAUAUUAAGUUUAUAUAUUCUAUCUGUGUGUUUUAUACAAUCUUAAACAUGAAAAUGUAUUAAUAUUAUACACAAUUAAAGAUUAACAUGUUUUAUAACAUAGUAAACAAUCUAAAAAUUCUGUCCGCAUAAUUUUCGAUUAAUCCUCGAUUUUUUUUAGGCAAUAGUCUCAACUCGACCGUCGGAUUAGCGCCAUUCGCGUUCCCGAUCAGAGCCUACAACCCAUGAUUUGGUUUAUCCUUUUUUCUUUUUCUUUUUUUUUUACAACCCAUGAUUUAUAGUCUCUACAUCACUUCUUAUAUAAAAAAAUGUAAGUAAAUAGAUGUUCAGUGAAGUGAUGUACUACAAGUCUACAUAACGAAUAUUUUGACUAAAUGGCAAAAUCAAAUAAUUGAGACUAUAAACAGUAUAAUUGGUAUAUAUAACUUUGAGUUAUAGUUGAAACAUUUCCCCUGCACUUCUACGAACAAAUAGUGCAUGUUUGUAUAUAACAUUGCUAUAUUAAAAAAAAUCUUAUUAAGUUAGAAAUACCAAAAAAUAAAGUUACACAUUUUCAUGCGUUUGUUUCAAAUAGUCUCAUGCGUGGUUAGAAGGAUGUUGGAAUAAUUGCAGGCAUAUUGAAACAUUUCCUAGGGUUUCACCAAGUGUUUAAUAGUAACAUUUCAAAAUGUAAGAUUUAUAUAUUAUUUUUUCUAGAUAUAAUAUCAUGCAAAUUUAGUUAGCGGAAGAAAUAAUAAUGGUUUGGAUAUAGAACAAGACAAACAAAAUGAGUUAAAUAAGCCCUCUUAAUGUUUGUACCACUCAUUGAAGUUCUCUUACAUAUCCUUUUAACGUACUUAUGCAAUAAGAUCUUUAAAAGAUCAAAACUUCAUAACGAGUACUAAUUUUUCCCAAAAACAAUUAACGACGGAUAUGUGAUGAAUGUCGUCAAUAUAUUUACAUUAUAUAUGGUGUUAUAUAUUAACGGGCUAACGGCUAGACCCUGGUAUUGUGUAUAGCAUACAUGUGACGAAUUGUAUCCUUUUGCUUUCAUAUGUUUAUGUAAAUUCAGCACUUCUUGAAAAAAAUAUGUUAAAGUAUUUAACUACUUUGUUUCAAUAGCGUUACUAGUUUGAAUGAUUCGUUUUAUCAUUGUUCUUACAGAAAUAUAUACAAGUUCAGUUGAUUUAAGGAAAUUAACCUAAUCAAAGUAAAUAUACACAAAAACAGCAAAUCUAUUUUGGUAAUCAAAAAUCUUGAAUUCUUGAACUUCAGUUAUUUAUAACAUCUACCUUAAUCAGUCUAUAUUUUUGUUACAAAACUACGAUACAUGGAACUUUUCAUUGUGACAUAAACAAACCAAAUGCAAUCCUUUUGCUUUCAUAUGUUUAUGUAAAUUCAGCACUUCAUAAAAAAAUAUGUUAAAGGACUAUUUAACUAUGUUUCAAUAGCGUUAUUAGCUUGAAUGAUUCGUUUUAUCACUGUUCUUACAUAAAUAUAUACAAUUUCAGAUGAUCUAAGGAAUUUCACCUAAUCAAAGCAAAUAUACACAAAAAUAGCAACUCUAUUUUGUUAAACAAAAAUCUUGAAUUCCUUAACUUCAGUUAUUUAUAACAUCUACCUUAAGUCUAUAUUUUUGUUACAAGACUACCAUACGUGGAAAUUUUCAUUGUGACAUAAACAAACCAAAUGCAAUCAUUGCAACACCUCACGGAAACGG
This is a messenger RNA of Brassica napus (rape), 7827 nucleotides long. RefSeq names its product serine/threonine-protein kinase-like protein CCR2. Gene Ontology annotation, molecular function: ATP binding; protein kinase activity. Gene Ontology annotation, biological process: protein phosphorylation. The coding region runs from base 382 to 2745 and encodes 787 amino acids. The record is from RefSeq and is a predicted model, not a curated record. NCBI's taxonomy places the organism in Eukaryota, Viridiplantae, Streptophyta, Magnoliopsida, Brassicales, Brassicaceae. The transcript has a single exon.